Molecule: messenger RNA, 5650 nt
Organism: Phyllostomus hastatus (greater spear-nosed bat)
Lineage: Eukaryota; Metazoa; Chordata; Mammalia; Chiroptera; Phyllostomidae
Gene: RBP3
Product: retinol binding protein 3
Exons: 4
Coding region: 61-3924 (1287 amino acids)
Biological process (GO): proteolysis
Molecular function (GO): serine-type peptidase activity
Source: RefSeq, a predicted model, not a curated record
CCUGCCAGCUGAGAAGGACAAAGGAAGGCAGCCACACAGGGCAGUGCUGUGUCCUUGCCCAUGGUCAAGGGAACUUUGUGCAGGAGCCAGCCUUCCUGGUUUCCCAUGAAGAGAGAAUGGACUCUGCUCUUGUCCAUGCUGCUCUUUGGCCUGGCUGGCCCCACACAUCUCUUCCAGCCAAGCCUCGUACUGGAUAUGGCCAAAGUCCUCUUAGAUAACUACUGCUUCCCGGAGAACCUGAUGGGGAUGGAGGAAGCCAUCAAGCAGGCCAUCAAAAGUGGUGAGAUCCUGGGCAUCUCAGAUCCUCAGACACUGGCCCAUGUCCUGACAGUCGGGGUGCAGAGCUCCUUGAAUGACCCUCAUCUGGUCAUCUCCUAUGAGCCCAGUGCCCUCACAGCUCCUCAGAAAAUCACAGCACUCACCAGCCUCACACAAGAGGAACUAUUUGCCCAGCUGCAAAAGGACAUCCACCACAACGUUCUGGAGAGCAAUGUGGGCUACUUGCGGGUGGAUGACAUACCAAGCCAGGAGGUGUUGAGCAAACUUGGGGACUUCCUGGUGGCCAAUAUCUGGAGGAAACUCCUGGGCACCUCCGCCUUGGUGCUAGACCUCAGACACUGCACUAGAGGCCAUGUUUCUGGUAUCCCCUAUGUCAUCUCCUACUUGCACCCAGGAAACACGGUCCUGCAUGUGGACACCAUCUAUAACCGCCCCUCCAAUACAACCACUGAGAUCUGGACCCUCCCCCAGGUCCUGGGAGAGAGGUAUAGUGCUGACAAGGAUGUUGUGGUCCUCACCAGUGGCCACACUGGAGGAGUGGCUGAGGACAUUGCUUACAUCCUCAAACAGAUGCGCAGGGCCACUGUGGUGGGUGAGCGGACCGUGGGGGGUGCCCUGGACCUCCAGAAACUGAGGAUAGGCCACUCUGAUUUUUUCCUCACUCUACCUGUGUCCAGGUCCUUGGGGCCCCUUGGUGGGGGCAGCCAGAUGUGGGAGGGCAGUGGGGUGCUUCCCUCUGUGGGGAUACCAGCUGAGCAGGCCCUAGAGAAGGCCCUGGCCAUUCUCACACUGCGCAGGGCCCUGCCAGAAGUCAUGCGGCACCUGCAGGAGGCCCUGCAGGACUACUACACCCUGGUGGACCACGUGCCUGCCCUCCUGCACCACCUGGCCAGCAUGGACUUCACCAUGGUGGUCUCUGAGGAGGAUCUGAUCACGAAGCUCAACGCUGAUUUGCAGGCUGUGUCUGAGGACCCUAGGCUCCUGGUACGGCCCAUCAGGCCCAAAGAAACCUCUUCUGGGCCUGAGGCUGGAGCCGAUGACCUACUAGAGGUAGCCCCAGCAAUGCCAGAGGAUGAGGUUGCCCGGCAGACCCUGGUGGACUCUGUGUUCCAGGUGUCAGUGCUGGCAGGCAAUGUGGGUUACCUGCGUUUUGACAGGUUUGCUGAUGCCUCUGUGCUCAGAGCACUAAGCCCAUACAUCCUACGCCAGGUGUGGGACCCUCUGCAGGACACAGAACACCUUAUCCUGGACCUGCGUCAGAACACUGGGGGGCCAUCCUCAGCUGUGCCCCUGCUGCUGUCCUACUUCCAGGGCCCUGAGGCCAGCCCUGUACACCUCUUCACCACCUAUGAUCGCCGCACCAAUGUCACCCAGGAGCACUUCAGCUGCACAGAGCUGCUGGGCCAGCGCUAUGGUUCCCAUCGCGGGGUAUACCUGCUCACCAGCCACCGCACUGCCACAGCUGCUGAGGAACUGGCCUUUCUCAUGCAGUCACUGGGCUGGGCCACGCUGGUGGGUGAGAUCACUGCCGGCAGCCUGCUUCACACCCACACAGUGCCCCUGCUGGAGACCUCAGAGGGUGGCCUGGCACUCAUAGUGCCUGUGCUCACCUUCAUCGACAACCAUGGUGAGUGCUGGCUUGGAGGCGGUGUGGUGCCUGAUGCCAUUGUACUGGCUGAGGAGGCCCUGGACAAAGCACUGGAGGUUCUGGAGUUCCACCGCAGCCUGGGAGCCUUGGUAAAGGGCACAGGACACCUGUUGGAGGCCCACUAUGCACGGCCAGAGGUUGUUGGGAGGAUAGGAGACCUGCUACGAGCCAAGCUGGCCCAGGGGGCAUACCGCACAGCCGUGGACCUAGAGUCACUGGCCUCCCAGCUCACGGCUGACCUGCAGGAGAUGUCUGGGGAUCACCGUCUGUUGGUGUUCCACAGCCCAGGUGAGCUGACAGCAGAUGAUGUGCCCCUGCCACCCCCUGCCAUUUUCUCUCCAGAGGAGCUCUCCUAUCUCAUUGAGGCCCUGUUCAAGACAGAAGUGCUCCCUGGCCUGCUGGGCUACUUGCGUUUUGAUGCCAUGGCUGAGCUGGAGACAGUAAAAGCCAUUGGGCCACAGUUGGUACAGCUGGUGUGGCAGAGGCUGGUGGACACAGCUGCACUGGUUGUCGAUCUGCGCUAUAACCCUGGCAGCUACUCCACGGCUGUGCCUCUGCUGUGCUCCUACUUUUUUGAGGCAGAGCCCCUCCAGCACCUCUACUCUGUCUUUGACAGGGCCACCUCGACGGUCACGGAGGUAUGGACCCUGCCUCAGUUGGCUGGUCAGCGCUAUAGCCCCCACAAGGACCUUUACAUCCUGAUGAGCCACACCAGUGGGUCAGCAGCUGAGGCUUUUGCUCACACCAUGCAGGACCUGCAGCGGGCCACAGUCAUCGGGGAGCCCACUGCUGGAGGGGCGCUUUCUGUGGGCAUCUACCAGGUGGGCAGCAGUCCCUUAUAUGCCUCCAUGCCCACACAGAUAGCCCUGAGUGCCAGCACAGGCACGGCCUGGGACCUGGCAGGGGUAGAGCCUGACAUCACAGUGCCCAUGAACGAAGCCCUCUCCACAGCCCAGGACAUAGUGGCCUUGCGUUCGAAGCUGCCCACUGUGCUACAGACAACUGGGAAGCUGGUUGCUGAUAACUAUGCCUCCCCUGAUAUAGGGGCCAGGAUGGCUGCCAAACUGAGUCCUCUGCAUAGCCACUACUCGAGGGUGACCUCUGAAGGGGCCUUGGCUGAGAUGCUGGGGGCUGACCUGCAGGUGCUUUCUGGGGAUCCACACUUGAAGGUAGCCCAUAUCCCUGAGGAUGCCAAGGACCGCAUUCCUGGGAUUGUGCCCAUGCAGAUCCCUUCCCCUGAAGUCUUUGAAGACCUGAUCAAGUUUUCCUUCCACACUAAUGUGCUUGAGGACAACAUUGGCUACUUGAGGUUUGACAUGUUUGGAGACUGUGAACUGCUCACCCAGGUGUCAGAGCUGCUGGUGGAACAUGUGUGGAAGAAGAUUGUGCACACAGAUGCCAUGAUUAUUGACAUGAGGUUCAACAUUGGCGGCCCCACAUCCUCCAUCUCUGCCCUGUGCUCUUAUUUCUUUGACAAAGGCCCUCCCAUUCUGCUGGACAAAAUCUACAGCCGGCCCAAUGACUCUGUCAGUGAGCUCUGGACACACACCCAGCUAGCAGGUGAACGCUACGGCUCCAAGAAGAGAGUGGUCAUUCUGACCAGCAGUGUAACGGCUGGCGCGGCGGAGGAAUUUACCUAUAUCAUGAAGAGGCUGGGCCGCGCUUUGGUCAUUGGGGAGGUCACCAAUGGGGGCUGCCAGCCUCCACAGACCUACCAUGUGGAUGACACACACCUCUAUAUCACCAUCCCCACAGCCCGUUCAGUGGGGGCUAUGGAUGGCAGCUCCUGGGAAGGGGUGGGCGUGGUGCCUCAUGUGGCUGUUCCUGCGGAGGCAGCCCUCACCAGAGCCAAAGAGAUGCUCCAGCACACUCUGGUGAGAGCGAGUUGGGGACGCGGCCAGCAGGGCCCCCUGGAGGACUUCCAUGGGCAGAGCCCUGUGGUAGGUGGGGCCUCUGGGCCACACACCAAGGGAGCUCAGGUAGCUGGUUUUGCCUAAGGUGCAGGAAAGGGGCCUGCUGAGCUCUGGUUAGGCUUAGAAUUGCAAGUACCCUUGGAGCUCAUCCACCCGGUCUUAUCACCACUGUCAUCAUCCUCUCUGUUUGGACACCUGGGGAGCUGACAUUCUCAGUAAUACUUGUUUUGCAGCAGUGCAGUCCAGAUCUACCCCCAGCCAUGCUUCUUAAUCGCCAGUUCCUGGUCAUGCUGUCAGCUAGAUAGCACAGUUCUGUCCAACUGAGUUAUAUGGUGAGUCACAGAUGCCAGAAACAUGUGUCAAUUUACAUUUUUCGUAGCCACAUUUAGAAAAGUAAAAAGAUGCAAGUGAAUUAAUUUCAACAAUAUAUCUUAUUUAACCCAUUAUAUUCACAGCAGUAUUGUUUCAACACAUACUCAAUAUAAAAAGUAUUACAAAUGAGAUGUUUCUGCACAAAGUCUUUGAAAUCUUACAGUACAUUCCCAUUCUUAAGUGCCACAUGUCUAGUGCUCAAUGGCCAUGUAUAGCUGGUGGCUACUGUGUGAGGCAGCACAGGUCCAGAGAUAAGGGCUCCCCACUCCCUAGAACACUGUCCUCACUCUGCCCUCCCUGCACCUGUAUCUCCCUUGUUAGAACAACUCUCCCAUUCUGUCCCAGACCAUCUCUGUCUCCACCAUGCAGCAUAACCCUUGGGGCAGGAGCUGUCCUACUCAGCUUCUUCUCCUCCUGCCUGUCACCUAUUUCGAUGCCUGGUGCCAGUGGUGGAUGCCUGUGAACAGAAGUGGAUUUUGGGCUGUAAGUUUUCAUUUUCCUCAGGUGGCAGCCCUCAAACACUUGAAGAAAAGCCCAGGUUCACUUAAAAUUCUCUCCUCCCUGUCCCAGCCACUUCCAAUUCAAUUCUACACAGCAAAUAUACCUUUCCUUCACAUGUACCUCCCAUGCCCUUAUUCUCCAGCUCUGCCAAGGUCCCAAAAGCUCAGGUGCCAUGCAGCAUCCUGACAUGCUAGGUUGCUGCUGAGGGGAAAGCAGCCCUAGGCAAUGGUCUGAGUACCUGCCCUUCUCAUCCAAGGGCAGCCUGUUACUGCCAUUUCUGGUGACCAGGCCCACUCUUAGCAGGGUGAGAAGCUUAUAGCAUGUAGACCCCAAUACAUCCUCCAAAGGGAAAACCUGGGAAAAUGAGGUCCCUGGGUGGUGUCCUGGGAGCCAUGUAACCCUGCUCCACUGGAGUCACUGAAGACCCAAAAGUGAGAGACCUUUAGGACCCUUCCAAAAGUCACAGUGGUAGUGAGGCCAGAAGAGCAGGGUGGACCCCAGCUCCAAGAUGUCUGAAUGAGGAUGAGUACUGGUGCCUUCAGGCCUUGCUGCCUUUUGAAUCCAGGCAACAUCUGCCACAGACCACUUCCCCCAGAGCAAUAGGCUGACUUUACUAGACAAUCUUGACUUCCCUGGACCCAAGAGGGCUGUGGAAUCUGGGCACACUGCUGGGCCACCACCAAUACCAAGGACUUUUGCUACUGGGAAACUUUGAAACAUCUCUGUCCAAACAGGACAGUCCAAAUGAAAGGCAAGAUUUUACCCCUUUUCCUUCUGCUAAAUUGAAAUAAGAUUAAGUGCAUGAUUGAAUUUUAGUAGUAUUGUAUACUGUGAUCUCACCUUUUUCUUCAUUAGCCCUAUUAAUGUUCAGGCAAAUAUGUGGCUCCUGAUAUGCUUACAUUCUUGGGUUCUACCUUUUCCCGCCUCUCUUCCUUCU